GCAGGAGAGGAAACUGUUUCCUCUUGUUCACUCGUGGCUCUCCGUCUGUGCAGGUGUGUCACCUGCUCAGGUGUGGAACAAAGUGAACCAUUGGACUCGAGGCGCCGCACCCACGAGGCAAACACCCGCUCCCCGUGUGAGAGCUGCCAUUACGAAAGAUCCCGCAGCGUGUAAUGUUCACCCUGUCACAGUCGUGCGUGACGCGGGUCGACGCGUGAGAAGCGCUGAGCAGGCGUGAGACAGGGAGGAGGCCGACGACCUGUGGUGACGUUUCAGUUCUCCUGCUGCACGAGUCUCCACACGACAGGAGGCUCAGCAGGAGUCUUCUCCCGCCGAGGACACGAGUGUGAGCGGGUUCACGAGGAGCAGCCGAGAUCGACAAUGGCCGCCUCGGGCACCAUGUUACCAGAGAAACAGUUCCAGUGCACCAUCUGUCAACAAGUGUUCACCGACCCGGUCACCACUCCCUGUGGACACAACUUCUGCCAGGCCUGCAUCCAGAGUGCGUGGGACGGCAUGGACGUCUGCCAGUGCCCCACCUGUGCCAAGUCGUUCAGCCCUCGGCCUGAGAUGAACAUCAACUCCGCCUUCAAAGAGCUGGCGGACGCAUUGCGAAACAUGAUAGUCUGCUCCUCGGCUGUGCCGCUGUCCGCAGCCCAACCGGGCGAGGUGGUGUGCGACGUCUGUGCCGCCACGUCCCUGCAGGUGAGGGCCCUGAAGUCCUGUCUGGUGUGUCUGACGUCGUACUGCGGUGCUCACCUGGAGCCUCACCAGAGAGUCGCCACCCUGAAGAUGCACAAGCUGAUCGAGCCGGUGAAGAACCUGCAGGACCGGAUGUGCAAGAAGCACGAGAGGCUGCUGGAGAUGUUCUGCAGGGACGAGCAGAAGUGCGUGUGCCGCUUCUGCACCGAGACCGAGCACAAAGGUCACCAGGCCGUCGCCAUAGAGGACGAGAGCCGGGAGAGGAAGGUCGAAAUGAAGACGACAGAGGCCGAUUUUCAGCAGAUGAUCCAGGAGCGUCUGAAGAAAGUAGAGGAGAUUAAGAGCUGCCUGAAGCUCAGUGCAGUGAGUGCAGAGAAGGAGAAGAAGGAGAGCGACCGCCUCUUCUCAUCUCUGAUUCGCUCCAUCCAGGAGGGACAGGCCGAAGUCUCCACGGAGAUCGAGGAGAAGCAGAGGGGAGCAGAGAGGAGGGCCGAGGAGCUGGUCGCCGAGCUGCAGCAGGAAGUCACUGAGCUGCGGAGGAGAAACACUGAGCUGGAGGAGCUGGGGAACUCUGAGGACCAUCUGCACGUCCUGCAGAGGCUUCCCUCUCUCACAUCGCCUCCACCCUCCAGACAGUGGACUGAGGUGGGCGUCCACCCAGAGCUCUGUGUGGGGACCGUGAGGAGGGGGCUGUCCAAAGUGGACAACACUCUGAAGAAUGAGCUGGACGGCCUGAGGACAGAAGAGAUGAAAAGGAUGCAGAAAUAUGCAGUUGAAGUCGUGUUAGACCCGGACACCGCCCAUCCAAACAUCGUGCUGUCAGCUGACGGGAAGCAGGCGGGCCGCGGCGAGCUGCUGCACGUCGUCCCUGACAUCCCCCAACGCUUCGACCCCGUCAUCUGCGUCGUGAGCAAGAGCGGCUUCCUGUCUGGGAGGUUCUACUACCAGGUUGUGGUCGGGACAAAGACCUUCUGGGACCUGGGCGUAGUCAAAGAGUCCGUCAACAGAAAGGGGAUGAUCACGUCCAAGCCCGAGAACGGCUACUGGACGGUGCGGCUGAGGAACGGGGACGAGUAUCGGGCCCUGGACUCCCCCUCCGUCCGCCUGUCUCUCAAAGAGAGGCCUCAGACCGUCGGGGUGUUCACAGAUUACGAGGAGGGGAGGGUGUCGUUCUUCAACGUGGAGAACGGGUCUCACAUCUACAGCUUCACCGGGUGUAUGUUCUCCGAGAGGAUCUUCCCCUUCUUCAGCCCUGGUGUUUGUGAUGAAGGGAGGAACAAAGGGGCGUUGGUCAUCACAGCCGUCAACCCUGAGACUUAGAGGACGAGUCUCUGCCGGCGACCUGAGGCUGAAGAUGUUUGAGAAAUGAUUUAAUAUCAAAGCAAAACUACGCAACUUGAUUAAAGUGAGUUUUAAUGUUUGAGUGUGAACAUGAAAACCAGAGUUACAACGUUCAGCAGGAAACUUUAAGACAUGUUCUGAACAGAGUUUGGUGCAGCAGCGCCUCAGGUUCAGGAAGCAGAGGAUCGUGGGUAUUAUCC
Paralichthys olivaceus (Japanese flounder) is the source of this 2243-nucleotide messenger RNA. Its product is annotated as E3 ubiquitin-protein ligase TRIM39-like. The record is from RefSeq and is a predicted model, not a curated record. Lineage: Eukaryota; Metazoa; Chordata; Actinopteri; Pleuronectiformes; Paralichthyidae. Gene Ontology annotation, molecular function: protein binding; zinc ion binding.